AACCAGGUGGCGUUGGACUCGCGUAGAGCAUUAAAUUCGCGUUUCGCGUUUACUUCGACUCAACCUGCGAAUCUGCCAAUGCGUAAGUCAGCGAAAUUCUUGCGUCGAAUGGGCUGGUGCGAAUGGUGCUUGGGGGAAAUUUGGCGCCGAAACUGAAGGUCACCAGCUAUGGACGGUGACGACUACGGGCUGUGCGAUGCGGCUUCGGCCGCGGAGAUCGCCUACCUAAAAGAGCUGCAGGAGGACCAGAAAGAGGAUGUCAUUGAGACGGCUGGCGGCAUGCUGGUCGACGGGCACGCAGCCUCCAUUCUGGACCAGGUCAUGUCGAAAAAGAAGACACUCAAACUAGUGGACAACUUCCUCAAACUGAGCGUCGACGACCUGAAGCAGUGUCAGCACCAGGGCCAACUCUGGUCGCUUAAUGUCAAUGACGCACUUUGUCUGCAACUGAGGCUCGUCUGGCUGCAGGGCGACGUCAUCGUUGACUUUCCCGAUUUUUUCGUUCUCAAAGACAUGACGGAGAACACCUGCAAGGUCCUCAAAACACAGGAAACCACUGUCAGCUCCAGUUGGCUCGCUGAAGGUGUCUACUGCUCGGUGAUGGGCCAGUUGAGAUCGGCCGGAGAAGACCCGCAGGUGGUGGCGCUCAAGCUGACAGACAUGACGAACAACAAUAAUGAAGUCAUCCGGAGUAUGUGGCCUUUGGAAAUCCACCAGCUGAAGAGCAUGCUCGCCAGCAAGGGCCAAAUCGAGUGCGACUCGUCGGAAAGCAGCUCCAGCAGCUGUUCCUGCACGAGCUCUUGCUCCUGCAGUGGUUCAGAAUCGUGAAAUGAUAUCAACAAAACGUGAUGCUUUGGUUUUACAAAAAUUCAAAUUUAAUUGUGGUUUACAUUGGGGAUUUUGCUUUAAGCGAGAGGACCAAUAGUUUGUGCUUUCUAUUUCUAUUCCAGAGUUUUAAAUAAUCAAUAAUUGUUGAAUUAAAAAGUAGCUGCUAGUGGCCACAGGGAGGCUCUUGGAUCUUGCUAUAUUUUAACAAUAAGUAUUUUUUGUCUCAGGGUAAUCAAUGAUUGCAUUUGAUGAAUGGCUUGCCAUUUUCACGGGUAACUGACUGAACAUUAAAGGUUGAACUGAAAUGUUACCACGCUAGCUCACAAGAACUAUUUUUAUGUCACGAUGGAACACUCGCUGCAAACACCAAUUUUUGCCCUGGACCUGGGAAUUGGAAUUGUUACUAUUGAAUUCUGCCUUCGAAACCGUCUUUUGUUUUGAACAAAAACCGAGUUUCAAAAGGUUUGAAAUUAAACUCAUUCAUUUUGAUGAAUUUGUUCCAAAGAGCAAAAUCCAGGAAAGAAAUUGAUUUUCAAGCAAAAAAUAGAUAAUUUUUCAGAACUCUAAUUUAAAAAAAUAAGCUAAGUUUUACAACUGAUUUUCGCAAUAAGACCUGGACAUACAAAAAAUUGGUGGAGAUUUGAUUUGUUAGCUAACUGACAUGACAAGAUUUGUUUGUGGUAUCAAAAAUCUCAAAGAGGUGUAGCCCGCCACACUAAAUAAAAGUGCAAUCUUGUGAGAAUGA
Messenger RNA from Cloeon dipterum, 1573 nucleotides. RefSeq lists its product as uncharacterized. NCBI's taxonomy places the organism in Eukaryota, Metazoa, Arthropoda, Insecta, Ephemeroptera, Baetidae. Gene Ontology annotation, cellular component: cytosol; nuclear speck. Gene Ontology annotation, biological process: regulation of sister chromatid segregation; maintenance of rDNA; DNA repair. The record is from RefSeq and is a predicted model, not a curated record. The transcript has 3 exons. Bases 169 to 828 code for a protein of 219 amino acids.